UAUUGUGCCUGGACGUAAAGUUUGAACAAACCACUCAACCUCGUCUUGCCGCCUUCCCCUCUCCCCAUCAUUACUGCCCAUCUUCCCCUCCUCCGCCCGCCGUAUCUGACCCGUCUGUUUCUUCAAUAAUCACUACACCCUUUCUCCUUUUUUCCCACACUCUCUCCACCGCCCCCCUCCCCUUCAGCUUUCCUAUUAACCUUAUCCAUUCCUCUUCACUGGGUGAGAUUCAAUCGGACCUGAUUUCUGUCGUUCCGCGACCACACCCUCCAUCGAGUGGUUUCUAUUUCUGAGUCUCCGGGAUACAGAGCAUCAUGGCUUCUCAAGAGACGCUCCGCGAUUCGAGGCAGUCUCCCGCCAAUGGACAGAAUCAAAGUGCCAGUGCAGCUCACAAUCCACAACAGCCUUAUAAUGACCUUUCAUCGGGCUUGACCUUGGAUGUGUCCGUCGCGACCUCCACCCAAUUUCCUGCCUUCACCAAUAAUUCGCAAUCCGAUUCUUACGGCUACAACCCCGCCGCCUAUCUCUCCGCGCAAACGCUGGCCCCGGCCUCGCAGAACUUCUCCCAGACCCUGCAAUUGCCUCAAUCCUUCAAUUCCAACCUAGUACAUCAAUUAGAUCAGUCGGCGGGCUUGUCCCUGCAACAGCAGCAGCAGCAGCAAUUAUCUUCAGACGAGAACUUUUCCACCCUACUUAAUUCCAAUCAAACCGACUUUGACUUUGCCCUCUAUCAAAACCCCAGCCCCAACAGUUCGGCCGCCCCUGAAUACGACUCACCGCUGAUGCUUGAUCCUCACGGACAGUCUCGACAAACUAAUCACGGAGUCAAUCCUGCCGACCUAAUCAGUCAGAUGCCCUCUUCCCAUCGCUCGUCCUCGCCGCAGCUGUCACCUAUUUCGCCGCAAGACUAUCACCAACAUUCUUCCCCCGGCCCUAUGUCACCCCCAAACUCUACGCCCGGAACCUACUAUACCCCACAACAUUCUCGGCAUACCUCCUUGGAUCCUGCUACCGCAGCCUACAUGUCCGGAAACUCGCAUCACGACUGGCAGGCAGUCAUGGGUAGUUCCGCAUUCCAAGGUCAUCGCAGAGCUCCGUCGGAAGUGUCCGAGGUUUCUUCCGCAGCGCCUUCGCCGUAUAUGUCACAGCAUGAAUCCUUUGACGGCUUCGACAAUAAUCCUUCUCCGCUUCUCGCGCCGCAGAACGAUCCCGGUUUAUAUGAGAACGCGCUGGGAAUAGAAUCUUUUACACUGUCUGAGCAUCAGCAGCCGCAUUCGCAACCAGCUUUGAGUCCAGCGCACAGCCCGUACAUCUCACCGCAGUUGGUACCGCAACAGGGGGCGGAUAUGAUUCCUAAUGUUCCGUAUAUAUCUACACCUGCCUUGAAUUCUCAAUACCCGACUCCUCCAACAGAUAUGUAUGCGGAGAACUUGUCAGUUCAGGGAAACACAAGCCCUGGAGACAUGGGACAGGCGUCUCAAAUGGCUCCUCCUUCCAUUAACGUCGAAUUCGCACCUCCUUCCCAAAACUCCAACCCACCUCAGUCAAAGCCAGCUGCGAAUCUGGACUCUUUGAGCCCACCCGUUGCUAUCCGAUCUCGUAUGCGCAGUAAAUCCGAUCCAUAUGCCCAUCCAGCCUCGCGCGCGCGCUCUUCUUCAACCUCAACAAGCCUGGAGCCGUUCAAUGUGUCAUCUCCGCGGUCCCUAUCGCCCUUCGAUUCUGUUGGGCGCCAGCUUCAAAGCAACCCCAGCUCUCGAGAGCCCUCGCCGUCCCGCUCGGGCCGUCGCUUAUCGACCUCUUCUAUCGAUAGCCGGAAUUAUAUUUUAGGUCUCGCUGACCCUCAGCGGCCAGGCGCGAAUCCCAACGACUCAAAGCGAGUUCAGAAACACCCUGCAACAUUCCAGUGCCAUUUAUGCCCCAAGCGCUUCACAAGAGCGUAUAAUCUUCGGUCUCACUUGCGAACUCAUACAGAUGAAAGACCAUUUGUCUGCACCGUGUGUGGGAAAGCCUUUGCGCGCCAGCACGACCGCAAGCGACAUGAAGGACUACAUUCCGGGGAAAAGAAAUUUGUUUGUCGUGGCGAACUGUCUCGGGGUGGUCAAUGGGGCUGUGGCCGUCGGUUCGCACGUGCCGAUGCUCUCGGCCGUCAUUUCCGAUCGGAGGCUGGCCGAAUUUGUAUUAAGCCCUUGUUGGACGAGGAGUCUCAAGACCGAGAACGUUCUGCUCUGGAUCAGCAGCAGCAGCACCUUCAGCCGAUGCCGGCUCCAUUAAUGGUUCCGGGCAUGGACGGCCAACCGACCGGCACGUUCGUUCUCCCCGCAGCUUUGCUGGCCCAGUACCCAGCCCUGCAAACUUUGCAAUGGGAUCAGAUUCCUGCUACGGCGGAUGAUCCCAGCGACAUUGGGGGUCGCAGUAGUUUUGAUGCAAGCUCUGGCGGCGAGUUCGGAUUUGAAGAUGACGAGCCGGGCAUGAGUACCGUAUCUGGCAUCAACGGAGGCUAUGGCGGUGGGCCUAGUAUCUACGAUAUGAAUAACCAGGCACAUAUGCUUGGAAUCAACCCAGGUGACACAAAUUACCAAGAAACGGACUGGAGAACAUGAGGUCUCGUUCACCAGCCACGUCUUUCCCGCGCCCAUCAAGUCCUUCAUAUCUAUUUUCUUGUUCUCUUCCUGUCUUUCUGUCCUAUUUGCUCGGUCGUGACCU
Molecule: messenger RNA, 2703 nt
Organism: Aspergillus saccharolyticus JOP 1030-1
Lineage: Eukaryota; Fungi; Ascomycota; Eurotiomycetes; Eurotiales; Aspergillaceae
Gene: crzA
Product: putative C2H2 transcription factor Crz1
Exons: 2
Coding region: 315-2600 (761 amino acids)
Biological process (GO): regulation of transcription by RNA polymerase II
Molecular function (GO): DNA-binding transcription factor activity, RNA polymerase II-specific; RNA polymerase II cis-regulatory region sequence-specific DNA binding
Source: RefSeq, a predicted model, not a curated record